Messenger RNA from Clupea harengus (Atlantic herring), 2865 nucleotides. It is a transcript of the gene tfap2d, whose product is annotated as transcription factor AP-2 delta (activating enhancer binding protein 2 delta). NCBI's taxonomy places the organism in Eukaryota, Metazoa, Chordata, Actinopteri, Clupeiformes, Clupeidae. Gene Ontology annotation, biological process: regulation of transcription by RNA polymerase II; anatomical structure development; regulation of cell population proliferation. The record is from RefSeq and is a predicted model, not a curated record. Gene Ontology annotation, cellular component: nucleus. Gene Ontology annotation, molecular function: RNA polymerase II transcription regulatory region sequence-specific DNA binding; DNA-binding transcription factor activity, RNA polymerase II-specific.
AAUCCGUUUCAUUUAAUUAAACUCCUCACCCAAUAAAGUAGAGAAAGAGUGAAAUGGGCUAUGACAUCUGUCGCGGACUAGGACUUUACUGCACUGAUACGGUAGGACAAGGGUAGAAAUUGUGCAAGCGGUCGCGGAGUACCGCAGACUUGGUGUAACUACUAUUUGUCUCCUGUUCUUUAAAGAAAUAAUAGCACCUUGUGGUAUCUGGAAGAAAAUGUGAAGCUCGCUGGGUGUGUGAGGCUCUGGCUCACCGUGAUUAGAACAGUUUUGUUGUGGAAGACUCCGGUGGCACGGGUGCUUACCUGCACUUAUGUGAGUGCACCGUACUGGGACAAAAAUCCUUUGCAGCCGAGACAAUAAUAAUAAUAAUAUUCUCUUUAGGAGCGCGCGUGGCGAAUGAUAGACACGUAGGGAGUUAAAAAAAAACUCACAGCCGCUAACACAAGCUGCCUCACGCGCUCCCCUCCCAGGCAUGGGGAGAUGACAUCGCCGUCAGGUACUUUUCUGAGGCCACUUUGAGCUCGUGUGUGUUUGUGUGUUUGGGAGGCAGAGUUUCCGUCUAGCUCGCUUUAGCGCGUGUGAAAUGCCUCGAUCGCUCACAGAGCGCCCUGUGCUGCGGUGUAGCUGCGAGCGCGUGUAAAUGACAUCCCUCAUAUUUUUCUUCCUUUUUUUCUCUUCGGUACAGAUACGUCACGACGGAUCAAACAGCUACCGUUUGAUGCAGCUCGGAUGUUUGGAAUCUGUGGCCAACUCCUCUGUCGCAUACUCUUCCUCGUCUCCUCUCACGUACCCGGCAACCGGAACCGAGUUUGCCUCCCCAUAUUUUCCUUCGAACCACCAAUACACGCCCUUACACCACCAGUCCUUUCAUUAUGAGUUCCAGCACAGUCACCCGGCCGUGAACCCGGACGCCUACUCGCUCAAUACGCUACACCACUCCCAGCAAUACUACCAACAACUCCACCACGGCGAGCCGGCAGACUUCAUCAACCUACACAACGCCCGGGCGCUCAAGUCGUCGUGCCUGGACGAGCAGCGGCGGGAACUGGGGUGUCUGGACGCUUACCGGCGACAUGACCUCUCCCUGAUGAGCCACGGCUCCCAGUAUGGCAUGCACCCCGAGCAGAGACUACUGCCCGGAGCCGGGUUGGGACUUCCGCCUCCAGGGGCCGAGGACCUACAGGGCUCUGUGGACGCACAAUGUGGACUUGUUCUUAAUGGCCAAGGAGGAGUCAUCCGUAGAGGUGGCACGUGUGUGGUGAACCCCACAGACCUGUUCUGCUCAGUGCCUGGCAGACUGUCCCUCCUCAGCUCCACCUCCAAGUACAAGGUGACGAUAGCGGAGGUGAAGAGACGCCUCUCGCCGCCCGAGUGCCUCAACGCCUCGCUGCUGGGGGGCAUCUUGAGAAGAGCAAAGUCGAAGAACGGCGGACGGUGCCUGCGAGAGAAACUCGACCGCCUCGGCCUAAACCUCCCGGCUGGCCGGAGGAAAGCUGCCAACGUCACGCUCCUCACCUCGCUCGUGGAAGGUGAGGCGCUCCAUCUGGCCAGGGACUUCGGCUACACCUGCGAGACCGAGUUUCCCUCCAAAGCCGUCGGAGAGCACCUGGCCCGACAGCACACGGAACCCAAGGAACAGAACGCACGCAAGAAGAUGGUGCUGGCCACCAAGCAGAUCUGUAAGGAGUUUCAGGAUCUGUUGAGUCAGGAUCGCUCUCCCUUGGGCUCCUCCAGACCGACACCCAUACUGGACGUAGACAUCCAGAGACACCUCACACACUUCAGUCUCAUCACCCACGGUUUUGGCACGCCGGCCAUCUGCGCGGCCCUCAGCACCUUCCAGACCAUUCUGAGUGAGAUGCUCAACUACCUGGACAAGCACUCGGCCAGUAAGGGCUCGGGCACACCGGACGGCAGCCAGAUCAACACAGACAAAACGCAGCUGCGCAAGUCAACUGAUGCCCCCGCCAAAGACGGCAAGAUGGAGAAAACGGAAUGACUGUCUUGACUGUCUUCCUGUUGUUGUUCGUGGGGGCGGGGUGGGUUGAGGGGGGGCACUUCCUGCUAGUAGGGGAGAGUGAAUGGGCAGGGUUUAUUUGUGCUGGUGGGUGGACCUGGAACUGCCAAGAGGGUGUGGCUGAGAAGUUUGUCGUUUUCUUCGUUUUAUGUUUUCUUUCUUUCCCCUCCUCGGUCAUUCCUUGGUUUCUUUUUGGGUUGAUUUAUUACACAUGUGCCUCUCUAUCUCUCUAUCUCUCCAUCUCUCCAUCUCUCCCACCUGCCCCUCUGUAUCUUCCCUUAUUUAGUUUAAACGACUGUAGUCUCUGCCACUCAACCGCACAAAGGUACAUUAUUUAUACGCGUUUUUAUAUGAAUUAAGUUAUUGAUUAUUUAUAUUGCUUUUGAAGAAAUGUUUUGUUUGUCCUUUGCGUUAUUAUAAAAUGUGACAUCUUUUGAUUAAAAGAUAAACAUUCCAUCUCUGUGUAGGCCUCAUUGCGGUCUGUAUGGAACUGUAAAGUCGUUCAGGUAACUCCUCGUUGCCGUUAGUAACUGUAUAUUGUGCAUGUUAACGUUUGUACACAUCCAGAACAAACAUUCCACACACUCCUUUAAGAACACAAGACCUGAUUUGAAAAAAAGGGAAACCUUCAGUUGCAUAUGUAAGAAAUUAUAUAUAUAAAUAUAUAAAUGACAACUUUUCUCAUAGGCUUUGAAGUUCAUAUAUGAAAUAUCCUUACUUGCAGAAAUACAGUGUUCAAUAAAGCAUAUUGCUCAAAGUGUUAUAUUUACUUUACGGAUCCUUUCUGUAUUCAUUUGUGUAUUUUCAAAAGUUAAUAACAAAAUGAAAUGACAUUUUCACAACCA